Apis florea (little honeybee) is the source of this 1778-nucleotide messenger RNA. It is a transcript of the gene ATPsynbeta, whose product is annotated as ATP synthase, beta subunit. Gene Ontology annotation, biological process: proton motive force-driven mitochondrial ATP synthesis; proton transmembrane transport. NCBI's taxonomy places the organism in Eukaryota, Metazoa, Arthropoda, Insecta, Hymenoptera, Apidae. Gene Ontology annotation, molecular function: ATP hydrolysis activity; proton-transporting ATP synthase activity, rotational mechanism; ATP binding. The record is from RefSeq and is a predicted model, not a curated record. Gene Ontology annotation, cellular component: proton-transporting ATP synthase complex.
CUCUUUAGGAAUGCGGCAUGAGGAAGAAUACAACGAUUUGAUAAUAAAGCUGCGCUAGAUAUAUGCGCAAUGAUAGAAUUUUGUAUAUGCGCAUACGCUGCUGGUACAGUACUAUCCAUACGAAUUAAAGACUAUUCCGGUCACUCUUCUUCACUUGGCCGGUUAAGAUGUUGAAUGUCGUAUCGAAAGCUGCUGCUGGCGCCUUAAGGGCCGUCAAACCCUCUAUCCUUCAAAAUGAAAUUACUAAAAUUUCGGGAGCAUUAUCAGUAAAUAGUAGAGAUUAUGCAAAAGCUGCAAGUUCCAAAGGUGGAGCUCAAGGAAAAAUUGUUGCUGUCAUUGGUGCAGUUGUUGAUGUACAAUUUGAUGAUGCUCUUCCUCCAAUUCUUAAUGCUUUGGAAGUACAAAAUCGCACCCCCAGGCUAGUCCUUGAAGUAGCACAGCAUUUGGGGGAAAACACAGUACGCACUAUUGCUAUGGAUGGUACUGAAGGUCUUGUUCGUGGACAAAAUGUUCUGGAUUCUGGAUAUCCUAUUCGUAUUCCUGUUGGUGCUGAGACAUUAGGACGCAUUAUUAAUGUUAUUGGUGAACCAAUUGAUGAACGUGGACCUAUUCCUACUGAUAAACUUGCUCCUAUCCAUGCUGAUGCUCCUGAAUUCGUAGAAAUGUCUGUUGAACAGGAAAUUUUAGUAACUGGAAUAAAAGUUGUUGAUCUUCUUGCUCCUUAUGCUAAAGGAGGAAAAAUAGGUUUGUUUGGAGGUGCUGGUGUUGGAAAAACUGUAUUAAUUAUGGAAUUAAUCAAUAAUGUAGCAAAAGCCCAUGGUGGUUACUCUGUAUUUGCUGGUGUGGGUGAACGUACUCGUGAAGGAAAUGAUUUAUAUCAUGAAAUGAUUGAAUCUGGAGUCAUUUCAUUAAAAGAUAAAACUUCCAAAGUAGCUCUGGUAUAUGGUCAAAUGAACGAACCUCCAGGCGCUCGUGCUCGUGUCGCUUUGACUGGCUUAACCGUUGCCGAAUAUUUCCGUGAUCAAGAAGGACAAGAUGUAUUACUAUUCAUUGAUAAUAUCUUUAGGUUUACUCAAGCUGGUUCUGAAGUAUCAGCUUUGUUAGGUCGUAUCCCAUCUGCUGUAGGUUAUCAGCCAACAUUAGCAACUGAUAUGGGUAGUAUGCAGGAACGAAUUACCACAACAAAAAAAGGAUCUAUAACUUCUGUGCAGGCUAUUUAUGUACCUGCUGAUGAUUUGACAGAUCCUGCGCCUGCUACUACCUUUGCUCAUUUAGACGCUACAACUGUAUUGUCUCGAGCUAUUGCUGAAUUGGGUAUCUAUCCUGCUGUCGAUCCCCUCGAUUCUACUUCUCGUAUCAUGGAUCCUAAUAUAAUUGGUGCUGAACAUUAUAAUGUUGCUCGUGGCGUACAGAAAAUCUUACAGGAUUAUAAAUCACUUCAAGAUAUUAUUGCUAUCUUAGGUAUGGACGAGUUAUCGGAAGAAGAUAAACUCACUGUUGCACGUGCACGUAAAAUUCAGAGGUUCUUGUCUCAACCAUUCCAGGUUGCUGAGGUAUUUACUGGUCACGCUGGCAAAUUAGUACCAUUAGAAGAAACUAUUAAAGGAUUUAAGAAAAUUCUUGCUGGAGAUUAUGAUCAUUUGCCGGAAGUUGCAUUCUAUAUGGUCGGUCCAAUUGAAGAAGUAGUAGCGAAAGCAGAAUCGUUGGCAAAACAAUAAAUUAAUUCACAGUCAUUAAUCAUGUCAUUAAAAAGUAAUUAAAACGAUCUUCUAAUAAUA